AAGCCACAGUGUUAUAAAUUACAUAUUUAAGUCGUUAUUUCUAAGGGAUUUUGAGACAGUACGCACAUUUCACUCUUUGGGGAAUAAUCUGAUUUGUUUUCCGUCAAUAUCUGAGGGCAAAUCUACGUAAGCCUGCUGUAUAGUUGUAGCAAUGAAACUGAAAGUAAAACCCUAGCUGACCACGAAUGGAAAUUUUAAGGGACAGUGGUAAGAUCGUUGGAUAUAUAGAGUUAUUCUGGUCAUGCGAAUAAUUUUAAAACACGAUUUCAAUUGGUAGCUACUCUUAAUUCAGAUUGCAUAACGGUACGACCAAACGCGAAACGGUUUGUAUCGUGUAGAAUACAGUUGGGUCUACACGAACGAUUUGAAAAAGUGUUAGCUGUGUAAAGAAGCGUAAGGACAAGGCAUAGGUGAACGUUUCUUCGAUGGCUCACCCAAUCGCAUAUGUCAUUGUCCUCUGCUGUGACCUGACCCUCUGGCUAUCACUGUUAACAGGACUACUGUGGUUUGAAGGAACCUUUAGACUGGACUUGAUCUGGCUUUCGGCUUUCAGGACUCUCAGUUGGGUCGUACUUAAUGGAGCUAGUUCUGUGGUUGGGUACAAGAGUUCACGACCUCUGCUAAAGCACUGGGUAGCUUUGUUGUGUUUUUUGCCUGCUGCCUAUGAAACUGUACAAACACUAUUCUCGGGAACCCAACGGGGCUUCACUCCUGUGCCCACCCUAGGCAUGGUGGUCCUGAACGCAGUGGCUGCCACUCUGGUGUAUUUGGUGUGGGAGAAGGCAUUUCCAUCCAAUGGGUCACCUAAAAAGGAUGCAAAAAAUGAGAGAAAAGAUCAAGAGGCCAAGGCUCUCUUGCUGAGAGUGAUUCACUACUCCAAACCAGACUUCCUCUACCUGGGAGCUGCCUUCCUUUUUCUCAUAUUGGCAGCAUUAUUUGAAUCAUGUAUUCCAUACUAUGUGGGAAAAGUCACUGAUGUUUUGAGUGGAAAAUACAAGCAUGGGAAGUUCAAGUGGGCUAUCGGAUUCAUGUCACUGUACUCUUUUGGAAGUUCUAUGUUCACUGGCUUGCGAGGAGGCUUGUUCAUGUGUAGCCUAAGCAGACUCAAUAAGAGAAUACGACACUUGCUGUUCCAGAACCUGAUGAAACAGGAAAUCAGCUUCUUUGAGGAAAACAAACCAGGAAGCCUGACAUCACGGCUGGUUUCAGACACUGAUAAGAUGGGCCGCUCUGUUGCCAUGAACGUGAACAUCCUCCUGCGCAGCCUAGUAAAGACGUGUGGUAUGCUGGUCUCCAUGCUCAGCCUGUCCUGGCAGCUCACACUCCUCACGUGUGUGGAGAUGCCAAUCCUUGCUCUACUGCAGAACUACUAUAACAUCUUCUACCAGAAGACCUCCAGGGAGCUGCAAGACUGUAAGGCUGAGAUCGAGCAGCUGGCAUCAUCGGCCAUUGGAGCUGUGAGGACCGUGCGCAGCUUCAGGGCCGAGGCCCAGGAGCAGAAGGGCUAUGAGGAGGCCCUCAACAGGAAGCUCCAGAUCCAGAUACGCAAAGGCAUCUACAGUGCAGUGCACCUCCUUCUGCGCAGGUUUGUAACAGUGAGCUUGAGAGUGGCAAUGCUUCUUCUUGGCCACCAUCUCAUCUCCUCAGGCCAGCUAAGCAAUGGGAGCCUCCUGGCAUUUGUGCUGUAUCAGAAAGAAAUGGUGACCAGCAUGAAGCAUCUGGUGUUUGUCUAUGGAGAUAUACUGAAUACAGUGUGGUCAGCGGAGAAGGUAUUUCAGCUGCUAGACAGAAGGCCAAAAGUGAGAGAAGCAGGUGACUUGGUACCUAAAAAACUUGAGGGAAAACUCACCUUUGAAAAUGUUACCUUCUCUUAUCCUUGCCGUCCUAAUGAGAAAGCACUUAAGUCUGUGAAUCUAGAGCUGAGGGAGGGAAAGAUGACAGCCUUGGUGGGGCCAUCUGGUGGUGGGAAGAGUUCCUGUAUCAGUCUGCUGCAGAGAUUCUAUGAGCCUCAGGAAGGAGAGGUGCUACUGGAUGGUGUACCACUUCACCACUACCAACACCAGUACCUGCGCAACCAGAUGGCAGCUGUGUCCCAGAAUCCCGAGCUCUUCUCUGGCUCUGUGAGGUACAACAUUGAGUAUGGCUUACACGGCUGCACCAUGGAGAAGAUUAUGGAAGCAGCAAGGAGAGCCAGCAUAGAUGAAUUUGUCUGCAGAUUGGAACAAGGCUAUGACACAGAUGUUGGAGAAUGUGGCAAGCAGCUGUCUUCAGGACAAAAGCAGUGUAUUGCUCUAGCCAGAGCUUUGAUUAGACAUCCCAAAAUCCUCAUUCUGGAUGAAGCCACCAGUUACUUGGAUGCCAACACCCAGCAUGCAGUUCAGGAGACUCUCUCUGGCUCAGCAGGUCAGACAGUGCUGGUAGUGGCCCAUCGUCUGCAGACUAUAGAGAAAGCGGACCAUAUAAUCUUCAUGGAAAAUGGGAUGGUGAUGGAGCAAGGAACUCACGAACAUCUUAUGGCCAGAAGAAGGCGCUAUUACCAGCUUAGGGAAAAACUGUUUACACUAGAUUCUGACCAGCAAAACUGAAAUUUUGUUCACAUGUGUGGGAAUCAUCAGAUUCUGGAAAUAUUUUUAAAAUACUGUGUAGGAAGCCCUCUUGUUUGGCCUAAAUCAGUAUUAGAAAUUCAAGAGUUUGUAUUAUAUUGUUCAGGUCAGAAAAGUAUUGAUCAGAGGUUAGUAGUAGCUAGUUACAUUU
Electrophorus electricus (electric eel) is the source of this 2754-nucleotide messenger RNA. RefSeq names its product transporter associated with antigen processing, subunit type t, teleost specific (gene tap2t). Gene Ontology annotation, molecular function: ATP hydrolysis activity; ATP binding; ABC-type oligopeptide transporter activity. Gene Ontology annotation, biological process: transmembrane transport. Gene Ontology annotation, cellular component: membrane. The record is from RefSeq and is a predicted model, not a curated record. Lineage: Eukaryota; Metazoa; Chordata; Actinopteri; Gymnotiformes; Gymnotidae.